UUGGUUUUCGGCUUGUAGUACAACACCUUCCAGGCUGUGAUCAUCACAGAUGGUGUCUACACCUUUGCGAUGUAUAACUACCAACCUGACGGUAUUCAGUGGUCAGCGCCAACUUCGAGAGAAAAUUAUCGUCGAUUUUGGAAUUCUCGAGGCCUUCCAGUUGUUGGAUGGAGAGUUGGAGCUAUGACCUACUUUAAUAUGCCAAGGUCUGGAUUUGUCAACAUCGAAAGUAUUGAUGAUGACAUCGCUGGGAAAAGCAUUAAGAUCUCUCGUGGACCUGGGUACAGUGAAAUUUCCCAUGGCAUAAUAGGAAAGUGGUUCUUCCGCUUAGAGGCAACAACAUUAGAAGAGAUUUCAAAUGCUGAAUCAAAGUGCAAAAAAUGGUUUAAGGAACAACCAGAUCCGCGUCCCAUGAUAGAAAAUCUUGAACACUGCCCGUGCACGCGCCGACAGGCCUGGUGGGACGAGCGAUUUAAUCUUCCUGUUGCAAACUGGUGGCAAGACUCGGAUAAUUGUGCUUCCCUGAUAUCUAGAAAAGACGACAGUUGGGGACAGACAUGUUGUUAUUCUAACGACUGGAGAAGUCGGGGGGCCCUAAUUGUUGGUCAUCCAGGUGGAGGGAGGGCUCAAAGAUAUACUCGAGAAAAACAAUGGCAGUUUUACAUCAGUGAAGAACUAAGCUACAUGUAUUGCUGUAUAAAUUCUAAUUUAUGCCAUCUUUACUAUCAAAAAAGACCAUCUGAUGACUGCAGUCGAUAUGAACCACCUGAGUGGAGUUGGAUGUGGGGCGACCCUCACUUUGUCACCCUUGAUGGUAAAAACUACACAUUUAACGGUCUUGGUGAAUAUGUGAUGCUGGAUGCAAAAGACGGCUUCUUUCAAGUUCAGGCAAGGACAAGACUCGCUAAAGGAGAUGGAACUGCGACUGUAUUUUGUGCUGUCGUGGCGCAGGAGAGAAAUGCAAGCAAAGUGCAAGUCAAUUUAGAGAGAGAAGGUAGCUUUACGCUUUUUGUCGAUGGAAAAACCUUGGAUUACAACAGCCUUACCAACCAAUCGACCAGACUCAAUGGCUCUGUCGUUGUCUCCCGUCCUAAAGAUAACAUAUUCAGAGCAACUUUCCCAUCUGGAAUCUCGGUUACUGUAACAGAAGUAAAGGGUGCCUUGUCCAUCUUAUUGGCAAUGCCCAAGUCAUUCAGGAACCAGACGAAAGGGUUGUUAGGAACCUGGAAUGGGAACCAAACAGAUGACCUGACAACACCCAGUGGAGAUGUUUUACCAGCGAAUGCAAGCAGUAGGGAUAUUCACUUUCAGUUUGGACAGAAAUGGCAAAUAGAUAAAACGACUUCGUUGUUUAUUUACCUUCCGGGCGAGGACAGCUCUACCUUCUCAAAUACGUCAUUCGUGCCCAUGUUCAUAGACGAACUGAAAUUCUACAAUGAAUCUUUGGAGAAACAAGCUCGCGCUGCUUGCCAAGGUGACAUCAACUGCUUGUUUGAUUCUGCUUCAACCAAAGACUUGUCUGUUGGAGUAAGCACGAAGGUUAUUGGGUCGCAACUCAUCAACGAAUCAAUUAUGCUUAAAAACUCACCUCCCAGGUUUUACAACGCUUCUAAAGAAAUCUAUUUGACUGUCAACACCACAGCAAUAAUAACUUUUAACGCUAGUGAUCCGGAUGGAGACAUUUUGGUGUUCAACGUUACUGGAACACCAGAUGAUGCUGUCUUCAAGAGAAGUGAUACCUCGAUUUCUGUAAUAUGGAAGGUUACGACUAAUCUAGUUGAGUUGGAAGUUAUUGUCAAGGAUAACAGUGAAGCUAGUUCGGUCUUAAGGCCAACACUAUACCUUUGCGCAUGUCACAAUGAUGGUGUUUGCAUUAAAUCAACGAAUCAAAACAAUGAUCGUUUUAGCAUCAUGUCUUGUCAGUGUCCAAGUGGUUACACGGGUCGAUUCUGUGAGAGUGAUAUUGAUGCAUGUGAGGUCAAUAUGAACCCAUGUUACCCUGGAGUACAGUGUAAGGACUUACCAGCUCCUGCUAAUGUCACCGGAUAUGAAUGUGGACCGUGCCCGUCUGGAUUCGCAGGACAAGGAGAUUCUUGCUCAGAUAUUGAUGAAUGUGAUGGCUCUUCACACGGAUGUUCACAAAUCUGUGCCAACACUCCUGGAUCCUUCACGUGUGAUUGUAGACGAGGCUACCUGCUGAAUAUAGAUGGCCGCACAUGUGAUGAUGUGAACGAGUGCGAUCCAUCCAGCGACUGUAUGCAAGGAUGUGUGAAUACUCCGGGUAGUUACAGAUGUACCUGUGACGAGUUCUUUACAGUAGAUCCUACCAAUCCCAAGAGAUGCAUACCGGAGUCACCCUGUAAGGACGGUAAUCAUCAAUGUCAGCAGUUAUGCUAUGUAUCUAAUGGUGUCGAUCACUGCACAUGUACUACUGGCUAUGAACUUCAGGGUGACAACAAAAAUUGCAUAGACAUCGAUGAGUGCAAAACAAACAAGCACCGAUGCAAUCAAAUAUGUCGUAACACAGUUGGAUGGUAUGAAUGCGCAUGCAUCCCUGGCUUUCGUUUAGAUGCUGACAACAUGACUUGCUUUGAUAUCGAUGAAUGCAUCGAAUGGACAUUUAACUGCUCAUCCACAACGAGAUGCCAAAAUACGAUUGGCUCUUACGAGUGCCAGUGUGAAGAAGGAAAGUACUGGAUCAACGACAAAUGCCGUGAAUUAGAUCAAGGAAAUGCAACGCUACCUUAUCCACCUCCGCAAAAACCAAGAAAUCCUUCUAGCGAAGACAUCAGAAACAGUGUCAUCAUUACUAUCAUGAAAACUAAAGUCACAGAAUGGAAUAUGAUGGUUGAAUCGAAUUUCAAAAAAGCAGUGGCUGAUGAAGUAACCAGGGGAUGUGCAGAAGUAAAAAACCGUCUCCCAAAUAGAAGGCGGAACAGACGUUCCAAUGGUUACAUCAUUUUCACGAGUUAUCAAGUACAAUUAUUGCCGGGUUAUCCAGUUUCGUCCCUCCAUGAUGAUAUAGUAGCUGCUGCUGUAGCAUUCUACGUCAAGUUCCCACCAGGAGUCGCCAUUGGAGUCACUGACACGGUCGAUGGAGAUCUGCUUGUUGAUAUCGUCAAUGGAUCUCUCGCUCGUAUCGGCAAAGCCAUCAACAAGAUAGUUCUAUCUGUAUCUGCAUACGUAGCUGAUGAUUUUAAUUCAACUGUUGUUUCUACUACAACAAGACAGAUCAGAACGACUCAUCCCAAAGGAUUCGGCUCAGUCAUCGGUGGAUCGACUGCUGGUGUAGUAGUUUUUAUCAUCAUCGUCCUCAUUGUAAUUGUCUUGUUCAUAAGGAAGAGAAAAUCACAGAAAAAUACUGAACAGCAGGAACCAUCAGCUCUGGAAAUGAAGCCUGCAUCGUUCACAAAUCCUGGAUACUCCUGUUCUGAGAUGGAGAUGGAGAAUCGUUAUCGUGUAGAAAUAAAUAUUUAACUUCCUUUGCUUUCAAUAAUGCAUUCCCUCGGUUCGUAAAGAAGGCAUACAUUUUAAAAUGGCUAAUAUGACCAUUGAUAAGAUGCACGUGUCAGUCCUUUGACAAUCAAACGAAAUUGCUUAAGCAUAACUAUAUAACAGACAAUUUUACUACCAACUAAACUAAAAAAGAUAAGAAUAUUUUGGGGCAUAGUCGAUAAUAAAAGCCUUGCAAAUGGCUAGCUGAGCGAAACAUAACCAUGAAUGGUCAACUGAAUUAACCAGUUUCAACGACUAUAGAGAUUGUACUUGCACAUAUUUUGAUAAGCAUUAUCAAACAUUAUCUCACAACACUGCCAUUAAGCUAAACAAAAAUUAGGACAUUCUUUCGCACUUGUUGUAUCCUUACGUUCUGAUUGUGUAGGUGGUUGGUUUUAUUCUUUUGCUUUUAUGUAAUAAAAAUCCAUACUAAAAUCCAUAA
Messenger RNA from Actinia tenebrosa (Australian red waratah sea anemone), 3937 nucleotides. RefSeq lists its product as uncharacterized. Gene Ontology annotation, cellular component: membrane. NCBI's taxonomy places the organism in Eukaryota, Metazoa, Cnidaria, Anthozoa, Actiniaria, Actiniidae. Gene Ontology annotation, molecular function: calcium ion binding. The record is from RefSeq and is a predicted model, not a curated record. Gene Ontology annotation, biological process: cell-matrix adhesion.